This is a messenger RNA of Cuscuta campestris, 1039 nucleotides long. The record is from the annotation of a GenBank genome assembly. NCBI's taxonomy places the organism in Eukaryota, Viridiplantae, Streptophyta, Magnoliopsida, Solanales, Convolvulaceae.
GCCUGCCGCAUCACAUCCAGCACGGAGUCAGCAGUCUACGGCCGUAAAUAAUCAGCAGAGACCACGUCAGCAGUAGACAGGCCGUGCACCAGCGCGUACCUACGCCAUGCAGGGGCGCAUAGAUCUUAAUCCCGAUGUUAUCCUGGGUACGUUCAUACUAUUUGAUUCGGUUAUGCAUGCCUUGAUCGAUCCGGGUUCCACGCUCUCUUAUAUCUGUGUUAUCAUGCUUGCUAAUUCUGUGAUCAUGAGGAGUGACCUUGAGAUACCUACCGUCGUAUCGAAUCCGCUAGGACAUAGCGUGCGUCUUCAUCACAUUUAUCAUAGGUGUCCGUUGUCUGCGCAAGGGAAGCAAUUCCCUGCAGAUUUGAUAGAGCUACCACACAAGGAGUUUGACAUUAUCCUUGGUAUGGAUUGGCUCACCGAGCAUAGAGCAGUGGUCGACUGCAGUAGUCGGACCGUACGGCUGAGAGCCGAUGACGGUAGUGACGUGACGCUCUUCGGGGAGGUGUUCCCCAAGGCUCCCGAGUUUAUAUCGUCCAUGAGCGCGAGGCGCUUGAUUCGCAAGAAGUGCGAGAUGUUCUUGUGUCACGUUCAGGAUAUGCAGAAAGAAUCACCACAUCAGCAGGACAUCCCUACAGUUUGCGACUUCCCCGACGUCUUUCCCAAAGACCUUCCUGGUUUGCCUCCGCCGAGAGAGGUAGAGUUCUCGAUCAAUCUUGUUCCGGAUCCGACUCAUGUGUUGCCGACCAAUGCUGUUACCCUCGAUGAGAGUUUGUCUUACGAAGAAGAGCCAGUUAAGAUCUUGGCGCGCGAAACUAAGGUACUGAGAAAUAAGACGGUACCUUUAGUAAAGGUACUAUGGCGUAACCAUGCUGUGGAAGAAGCCACCUGGGAGACCGAAAAAUCUAUGCGAACUCAGUACCCUCACCUCUUCGGCGACCAAUGACUCAGGUUUUGAUAAAAGACAAACACAUCAACAACCAUAUUUUAUAUAUAUCAAGAAGGCAAAGAAGCAUAUCAAGAAAUACAAGUCGAUUAA